AUGGAUUUCAAAGAUGCGUCGGUGACUUUUCCAUUCCUUCAAUUGCCUCAAGAGCUCCAGCUUGAGGUUCUUCGAAAACUCCCUCCACCUGAUGCGAAUAGGUUUCGUUGUGCUUCUUCAAAAAUGUAUGUGAUGGUUGAAGAGAAUCGCAUGUCGCUAGCAAGGAGAAAAAUCAGAUCUGUCUCGAUUGCCCCGAAUUGGGCAGAAUUGGUUCCGAAGCGUGAAAACAUUCCUGCAGCAGAACGUCUGAAUUUUGAGGAGGCUGAGUUUGCUCGUUUAUUUCGAGCCUGUGAUAUUGAUAUGCUGCAUAUCGUCAACAUAAUUAAGGAAAAGUUGCUUGUUAUUGAAACUAUGCGAUCUUGA
Strongylus vulgaris is the source of this 363-nucleotide messenger RNA. The record is from the annotation of a GenBank genome assembly. NCBI's taxonomy places the organism in Eukaryota, Metazoa, Nematoda, Chromadorea, Rhabditida, Strongylidae.